AGAGGUGCUUGUGAGACUUAGAUUGUAUGGGAUGAAAGAUUUUUCAACACAUUGAAAAAUAUGUUUUGAAAUAAUGUGGGGCUGAUAGGGUAAAAAAAGUUGGUCCACAUCAGUGUUCUCGGGUUUUUGCUAGCGUAUAGUGUGUUCCAAAACGCUAAGUUUCCUUCGUAUUCAUUUUGUUUGAAAGCAGUUAAAAAAAAAACACAUUCAAUAUGGACGCCAUUAAGAAGAAGAUGCAAGCGAUGAAGCUUGAAAAGGAUAACGCCAUUGACAAGGCCGAUACCUGCGAAAACCAAGCUAAGGAUGCUAAUUCCCGUGUCGAUAAACUGAAUGAAGAAACCCGUGACUUGGAAAAGAAAUUGGUCCAGGUUGAAGUUGAUUUGGUUACAUCUAAGGAUGCUUUGGAAAAGGCCAACCGCGAAUUGGAAGAGAAGGAAAAACUCUUGACCUCCACCGAAUCUGAAGUUGCCACUUUGAACCGUAAAGUUCAACAAAUUGAAGAGGAUUUGGAAAAAUCUGAAGAACGCUCAACCAGUGCUCAACAAAAAUUGCUGGAAGCUACCCAAGCUGCCGAUGAGAACAACCGUAUGUGCAAAGUAUUGGAAAACCGUUCUCAACAAGAUGAGGAACGUAUGGAUCAAUUGACCAACCAAUUGAAGGAAGCCCGUAUGUUGGCUGAAGAUGCUGAUACCAAGUCCGAUGAAGUUUCCCGCAAGUUGGCCUUUGUUGAAGAUGAACUUGAAGUUGCUGAAGAUCGUGUCCGUUCCGGUGAGUCAAAGAUCAUGGAACUCGAAGAAGAAUUGAAGGUCGUCGGUAACUCCUUGAAAUCCUUGGAAGUAUCCGAAGAGAAGGCUAACCAACGUGUUGAAGAAUUCAAGCGUGAAAUGAAGACCUUGACCGUUAAAUUGAAGGAAGCUGAACAACGUGCCGAACAUGCUGAGAAGCAAGUGAAGAGGCUCCAGAAGGAAGUCGACAGGCUAGAAGACCGUCUCUUCCACGAAAAAGAAAAGUACAAAGCGAUCUGCGACGAUUUGGAUUCAACAUUUGCUGAACUUACUGGAUAUUAAAAUAAUCAAAAGAAUAAUAUCUACUAUAAUAAUGAACUUAAAAACAAUUUACAAGACAUUUACAAUGACACUAAAAAAACACCAAAUAUUUUAUUUUUACCCAUUUAUACUACUUAAAUCAAAAAAACAACAAAAAAACUGUCCAAAUGCACUGCAUUCAGUUUGCUUAAUUAGCAAAAUAUUUUUUUUUUUUUGUUGAAUUUCUUAGAUAAAAAUUAGCAAUAAUUUGUUUGUUUUACUAUGCAAAAAUAAGCAUAUUAUUGCAAAUAAUGUAGUAGAGUUUUCUAUUUAAAAAUUUUAUGAGUAUAGUAGUUCAGAAAAUUUGAUGCAAAAUUUUUUCCACGCACCAUCUUUCGCAAUUUCCAAGAAUUGUAUGCGUUCAGGUUGUGUCCACACCGACAGUGAUUUUUUAUCUUUGUUAAUAUUUGUAAAAAAUUAUUUUUGAGCUUUGUGCUAUUUUGCGUUUUUACAUAUUAUUAUUUCUUUUGGCAGAUGAUUUUUUAAAACUGAGUACUUAAUUGAGUAACAUUUGUAUUGAUAUUAUGUACUAUAAAAUUGAAUGGAGGCGUAUUCAUAGAAACUAUUUAAGCUCUUUCUAAGAUAAACUGGAGUUUAUCCUAUUUAAAUGACAUUGGUUAAGCUCUGGACUAAGUCAAACUGGAGUUUAAAAAUUUUAAAAACACCUAUGAAUACCGUCUGAUAAGUUUAGUAAGGUUUUGCACACUUACUGAACAUUUCAGUUUAUUUUUAUUCAGUACAAAAUGUCAAACCUUUUGUUACACUCAAUCAAAGAAUCAACUUAAACAAAAUACAAAAACAAAACGCUUCCAGCCCCCGCAUAUGUAUAUUUUUGUACAAAAUAUUCCAGAUAUUUCAAUUUCUAUCCUAAAAAACAAAUCAGACACACUGUAAAUUCCAGCUGAAAAAAAAAGAAAA
Messenger RNA from Episyrphus balteatus (marmalade hoverfly), 2003 nucleotides. It is a transcript of the gene Tm2, whose product is annotated as tropomyosin-2. Gene Ontology annotation, cellular component: actin filament. The record is from RefSeq and is a predicted model, not a curated record. Gene Ontology annotation, biological process: muscle contraction; actin filament organization. Gene Ontology annotation, molecular function: actin filament binding. Bases 213 to 1067 code for a protein of 284 amino acids. Lineage: Eukaryota; Metazoa; Arthropoda; Insecta; Diptera; Syrphidae. The transcript is spliced from 5 exons.